This is a messenger RNA of Limanda limanda (common dab), 1947 nucleotides long. RefSeq names its product protein tyrosine phosphatase domain containing 1b (gene ptpdc1b). Lineage: Eukaryota; Metazoa; Chordata; Actinopteri; Pleuronectiformes; Pleuronectidae. The record is from RefSeq and is a predicted model, not a curated record. The transcript is spliced from 9 exons. Gene Ontology annotation, biological process: cilium assembly; protein dephosphorylation. Gene Ontology annotation, molecular function: protein tyrosine/serine/threonine phosphatase activity. Bases 1 to 1947 code for a protein of 648 amino acids.
AUGGCUCUCCAGGCAAAUACCAGAGGUGGAGCUCUGAUGGAAUACCUCAGAGCCCCCAGGGCCAACUACACGAUAGUAGGAGAAGCCAUACGUUUUGUCAUCCCUGCUCCUAUGCAAUGUUCAAUCGGCUGCGGAGGGCACGCCUGCAAGUAUGACAACCCGAGUUACUGGAGUGAUGGCCAGCAAGCUAUCAAAGGCCUCUACUCAUCCUGGGUUACUGAUCAUCUUCUUGCUAUGUCCAGACCCUCGACAGAAAUCAUUGAGAAAUAUGACAUUAUUGAUCAAUUCAGAAGGAACAGUAUUAAAACAGUGAUCAACCUGCAGAUACCUGGCGAACAUGCCAGCUGUGGAAACCCUCUGGAGCCAGAGAGCGGCUUCUCAUACCGCCCGGAGGUCUUCAUGGAGAACAACAUUUAUUUCUACAAUUUUGCCUGGAGCGACUAUGGAGUGGCCAAUCUCACCACUGUGCUGGACAUGGUGAAGGUCAUGGCCUUCGCGCAGCAGGAGGGGAAGACGGCCGUUCACUGUCACGCUGGUCUCGGCAGAACAGGUGUGCUGUUAGCAUGCUUCUUGGCCUUUUCCACCAGGAUGACGGCUAACCAGGCUAUUUUGUAUGUGCGAGCUAAACGCCCCGGUUCUAUCCAGACCCGAGGUCAGCUGCGUUGUGUCAGAGACUUUGUCCAGUUCCUCGCCACUUUGAGGAGUGUGUUCUCCUGUGCCGAGCCGAAGUCCAACCCAGUCACACUGUCAGAGUACCUGCACCGCCAGAGACAUGUCCUGCACGGCGACGAGAGGAAGGAGCUGCGGCACCUACCAAAGAUCGUCCGGCUUGUGUCGAGACUUCUGAAGGACAUUGCAGAGAACCGACAGAUGAUCGAGGAGGACAUUCUGGAGGCCCCUGACAUUUGUGACAUAGAGAUGACUCUCAGCGUCAUCGAGAAGAUGGGCCCUGAAAUGUUUGCCAAGCAUCCCCGCUUACCUGGUUCGCCCACCUUACCCAGGCAUUUCCACGAGCCGCCCAUCUUCUACCACCGCAAAAGUCUGAGCUACAGUGAGUCCGACUUGAGACGGCUGGGCUCGGAGCUCAACCUUCUCACGCAACCCCUCGGAUCCCUGUCGCAGAAAAACUUAGAAAACCCUGUCGCAACCCAGCGUCAGGACAGGAAUAGCAACAUUUCGGAUGUCUCGCACGGCUCAACAGGCUCACUUUGGCAAAUCAAGAACGUAGAAAACCAAGAUGGAUCCAUCCAGCGCACCGGGUCUUUUGACAACAAGGAACCUAUCCAGAAGAGAACCAUUUUGUCCAGGUGGAAGGAUGAGCAGAGGAAGGAGUUCGGGAUGAAUGGCACGAAGCCUAAAGAUAGAAAGGAGGAGCAAUCGGAGAUGUCGGAGGUGCCCUGCAUCACUCUGCAGUCGGAGUUGUCCCUGGACGCCAGGAGGCUGCUGGUGGCACAGGCCCUGGCAGUGGAUCUGUUUCUCGAAGGGAAAGAACAGCACAAGAGCAAAGUCUUAGCCUGGCAGGCAGAGCUGAAUCAAGGCGGUGCGUGGGAGAGGCUUGUAAUGGAGCGGGACCCCUUCAUCCUCAGCGGGCUCAUGUGGGCUUGGAUGGAGCAACUUAAAGAGCCAGUGAUCUCCGUCCAGGCCAUCAAAGCCCUGAACCCUGAAAACACCGAUCCUCAAACUGUCCUCAACACACUCGACCAGGCUCCAAGACAGACACUGCGGUGCAUACUGGACUGCAUGGCUAACCUGUUGAUGAUACCAGAGAAGGUGGAAAAAGCCUUCCUAAACCGAACUAUCAAAGCCUUCACCUGGGUGGAGAAUAACUCGGAGGAGGGGAGGCAGGUAUUCGAGACCAUGACUCCAGUCCUGAGGUGUGUCCUCGAAGACACCAGAUAUACGAGCAUGGAAGCAGAUGAGACACUUUCGUCUCCCUUCUCUUUAUGA